Closterium sp. NIES-65 is the source of this 2712-nucleotide messenger RNA. The record is from the annotation of a GenBank genome assembly. NCBI's taxonomy places the organism in Eukaryota, Viridiplantae, Streptophyta, Zygnematophyceae, Desmidiales, Closteriaceae.
AUGCCGCGACGCUCGGCCCAUUGUCUCGCCUCACUCCUCUUCCUCUGCGCAUUCCUCAGCCUCAUUUUCGCCACGUCUCAACCACAGCGCGACACACACGCACACCGGCGAGUCGUAUCGUCGAAAUUCGCGAAUGCGGGCCGACGAAGGCUAAAAGGAGCUGAGGACGCGGCGGCGGAAGGGAAGGAGAGUGGCGAGACGUGGACGGAAGCGGAGGAGCAUGCUCUCGUCAUUCCCAAGGGCGUGGCGUUCUAUCACCGGGGGAAAAACAGCGGCCGGCAAGGAGGGGCAAGCGGAGGGGCGGGGACUAGACUAGCCGCGCCGAUUGAUAUCACGCCGGGGAAAGGCGAGCGCGGAAAGCGAGGGGGGCAGGCGUCGGGAGGGUCGAGCAACAGCGGCGCGGGAAAGUUCCCCGUUAUUACUCCGGGGGGCAAAAACUCGACGGGCAGCGGCGGUGGCGGCACCGGCGGAGGGGGGAUUCCGCCGAAGAAGAAGCGGGGCGGGCCGAACGGCGGAUGGACGCUCGGGAAGGAGCGGAGGGUUUCCUUAUCCUCCGCGCUAGAGAUGAAAUUCGGCAACGGUCAGUUCGGAAAAGGCGGGAAAGUGACGUACCAUGGCGGCCCAGUAAUGACCAAGUCGCCGAUCAGAUUGUACCUUAUAUUCUACGGCGACUGGGACGCGACGACGGUGCAGCUGUUUCACAAGUUCGUCGACUCUAUAUCGGGGAAAUACAAGACGCCGGCUGACCGUUACAAUGUCACGCGGUGGUGGGGUCUGACGGCGGCCGGCACGCAGGCGGACGGCAAGCGCGUGAGCUCGACCGUGGCGCUGGGGAAGUCGGUUCUGGACAGGAACUACGUGUCGGGCGGCGGGAAGGUUCUGCGCAACUACCAGAAGGACGUGGUAGCCAUCAUCAACUAUCACCUACGGAGCAAGCUGCUGCCCUUCGACACGGACGGCAUCUACAUGGUCAUGACAGAUCCGACGGUGGAGGUGAAGAGCAGCGAUCCCAGGGACGGAUUCUGCACGCGAUUCUGCGGAUACCACAGCUACGGCCAGGAUGCGCUGGGCAAGGCCCUCAAGUUUGGAUUCGCUGGGCACUCCGCCCGCUGCCCCUCGCAGUGCACCCGACCGCUUCCCUACGACACAUUCAACGGUAUCAAUGUAGACGCCACUCUAUCCACCUUCGCCCAUGAGAUAGCGGAGGUAGCCCAGGACCCGCUCUUCACGGCAUGGUACGACCAUGAUCAGGUGGAGGGAGCGGACAAGUGCACGUACAUCUAUGGGGAUGGCUGGGUGAAUCCCCGGAAUGCAGCGGCUUAUAACCUUAUGGGAAGUAAGGGCGCCCUCUGCCGCGACUCAGUGCCCGCUAUCAUGGUGGCUGCGCCGUUAGCCUCGUUCGUCCCCGUGCCUCCCAGCUGCCACUUCCCGAUCCAGAACCUCCCUUUCGGCGUCUUCCGACCCUCGCCGGGAGGCUCGGCACGAGUGGGCGUGGCGAUCGGCGAGCAGGUUCUGGACCUGUCGGUGGUGGCGGACGCGGGGCUGCUGGGCGACGUGGGCGACGUCGUCAUAGAGACAGGCUGCUUCCACCAGGCGUCACUGAACGCGUUUAUGGCGCUGGGCCGCCCCGUGUGGCAACGCACUCGCACCACCCUUCAGCGCCUGCUCUCUGCGGACGAGCCAGCACUGAGGGACAACAAGCCUCUGCGCGCCAAGGCCUUCCACCCUCAGGCGCGUGUGAGCAUGGAGCUACCAGCAGUGAUAGGCGACUACACGGAUUUCUACGCGUCCCGCCACCAUGCCACCAACGUGGGUCGCCUCUUCCGCGGACCAGGCAACGAGCUGCCCAAGCAGUGGUUGCACAUGCCCAUAGCAUACCAUGGCAGGUCGUCGUCUGUUGUGGUCUCCGGCACUCCCAUCGUGCGGCCCAGGGGUCAGUUGGGGCUGCCUGCCUCGCCCCCCACGCCCCUCGCCCCUCUCUUCGGCCCCACACAGCAGCUGGACUUUGAACUCGAGAUGGCGGUGUUGAUUGGACCGGGCAAUGAGAGGGGAGAGAGCAUUCCAGUGGAGGGGGCGCUGGACUGCUGCUUUGGCAUGGUGAUCUGUAACGACUGGAGUGCGAGGGACAUCCAGCGGUGGGAGUACGUUCCACUCGGCCCCUUCCUUGGCAAGAACUUCGCCACAACCAUAUCCCCCUGGGUCGUCACAAUGGAUGCUCUCCGCCCCUUCAUCUGCUCCCCGCCCCCUCAGGACCCAGAGCCACUGCCAUACCUCCGGGACCCCAAACCCGUCAUCUUCGACAUUCACCUGCAGGUCUCCCUUGCUCCCUCCGCACCUCCAUCCCCUGCUCCCCCCACCACCACAUCCACACAGCCCACCACAUCCACACAGCCCACCACAUCCACACAGCCCACCACAGCAGCCACACAGCCCACCACAGCAGCCACACAGCCCACCACAGCCACACAGCCCACCACAGCAGCCACACAGCCCACCACAGCAGCCAUCCUUCCAGGCGCCCCUCCGCCCGUGCCUCCGUGCCCACACGCCCUCCUCUCCGCUAAAGCUCUGGACUCCCCUCCCUCUGCUGCUGGGAACGCUUCUCUCUCCCAGAGGCUGCCACCUGUCCCUGUGUGCAGCAGCAACUUCAAGCACCUGUCAGUGUCUUGUGCCCACGGGUGCAUGCAUGCACGGGCAUGGAAGUGCUUUUGA